CCCAACAAAAAAUGACACCUCAAUAACAAUUACAACAGCCAAUCAGGAAUAAUCCUGGAGCAGCAAAUCACAAGAAAAAAGCAAGCAAGGUGAAUUUAGUCGUAAGUUAAAUGCGUGAGUACAUAUGGUGGGUAUAUUAAAAAUAAGGUCUAAUUGUGUGCAUUGCCGUAAUUUUUAUCCGAAUAGGAGAUUGUUGAUUGAAUAUGGUGAAUUUAUCAAGGAAGAGUUUAAUUGUCAGCUGGCACAUAUAUUCACUCCAGGGUAAUUUUUUAGGUAAAUUCAAUGUCCUGCUUAACCCAUUUAUGCCCGACAUAAUCACAAGCAAUGCCCUCCAAGGUAGAUCAUCUUGAUCUUGGGUUGAGUCUUCAUAAGUUUCUCCGGAACCUGCGAAGGCUUAAAGCCACUACUUGUAACUGAUGUAAUUGACGAUUUUGUGUGCCAAGAAAAAGGUACAUACCCGACCUCUUAUCCUGAAAGAAUCUUAGCUCAACUGAUCCGUAAACCCCUGCUUUCAGCAUACUUGGUCAUGUACAAGGUUCUGGUUGGCUUUUGAGCUAAGCAAACCUGCAAGAAAGAUUCUUGCGUCAGAUAGUAUUAGAUUAAACAGAUAACUAAUGUUUAUUAAAUGCUCAUAUUAAAUGAAAAGAUUUCAGUUUCUCAUCCCUUUCGGCGUGCUUGCUCUGAGGUAAAAAGCUCUCAGGUCAGGAAUAAUCAGAGAGCUAACAUUCAAUUCAAGAGAGACAGAAAGAGAAAGAGAGACAACUGAUGCAUUAAACAUCAGUACUGUCGCUGGCUAAGUUUGUUAGCAUAAAAUCAAGGGUCACUGAAAUUUUCAUUGUAAAAUUCUAAUCCACUCAUUUAAGAGCCACCUGCCCUUUUUUUCUUUGUUUUGGAUUUCUUCUGCAGCGCCUACAUCAUAAAGCAUCUGUUUUUGUCUAGUUCAGUAAAGUAACGAAAAAGUAAAACUCCAAUAGAGCCCCCCGUUUCCCUUUGGUCUAAGAGAGUCGAACAAAAAACUUAAGCUGUUAUGGAUAGUCUUCCUCUUCCCUUCAUCAUCUUCCUGAUCACCCUCUUCACUCCCCUGCACACUUCAUCAGCCCCUGGCUCAGCAUGCCGGUCCACAUGCGGCUCUCUUCAGGUCAAGUACCCCUUUGGCACCGGCUACGGCUGCGGCUCUCCCCGGUUUCAACCCUAUGUAACUUGCAGCUCCGACCGUCUCCUCCUGACAACUCAUACAGGCUCUUACCCCAUCACCUCCGUAUCUUACAAAGAUUCAACCCUUAUCAUAACCCCGCCGUACAUGUCCACAUGCAGCUCCAUGCAACAAUCACUCAACUUGGGCCUUGACUGGGCCAGCCCUUUCCAGCUAGGUCCAUCAAUUUUCCUCCUCCUCUCCUGCACUCCCCCUACGUCCUCCCUCACCAUCAAGGGCUCUCCUGUCUGUGAUCCUUCCUCCUCAGACCUCUGCGCCUCUAUCUACUCUUGCCCUUCCGUCGUCAGCCUCGGCCUCCAUUUGUUCCCGCCUACCAACACUUGCUGCGUGUACUCGCCGGCGAAUUUUAACAGCAAAGGUGAGUUGGACCUGCGUGCAAUGAAAUGUAUAGGGUAUGCAUCAAUUGCCUCUUUUCAGGAUUCUCCAACAGACCCUAGUAGAUGGCAGUACGGGGUGACAUUGAAGUAUACCAAUGGAGCGUUUGAUGAUUAUUACAUGAACAACAAAUGUAAUACUUGUGAGGAUAGUGGUGGUCUUUGUGGAUAUUCUCCUCCUAGUAAUUCAUUUGUCUGCGCAUGUAAGAAUGGCUUCAAUACAACUACAGCUUGCUACAAUAACUACAAUCCGAUUCAGGAUGACGAGGAUCAGGGGAUUACUUGGAGUUCCACUUUAUUACCAACCUGGAAGAUUUGGCUGGGAUUAUUAGCUGGUCUGACUUACUGCCUUGCUGCUUGAGAGCGAGAGAGAGAGAGAGAGAGGAAGAAUGGGCAAGCAGGAGAGGGGCCUCAGUCUUUUUUGAAGCAUCUUUUCCUUCGGUUUUUUUUUUCCCUUUUUCUAAUAUGCUGCCCUAGCUAUGUUUGUAAGUAGUAAAUCUUCUGUUAGACUCUUAAGAACUAUGCUCCCACUUGGAAAAGUUGUUAAGAUAAUGUUUAGCCAAAAAGGAAGUAUGGACGACACGAAACUGUCCGACCACAAUGUAAACCAAUAACAGGUUUGCUGCACGAGGACUUGUCAAGACAUCAUCCCCAUCGGAAUACCCUUUUAUUCAAAGCGAGCUUAAUUGCAAAGUUCUGGUUCAAUUAAUGAAAUCUGUACAUUGAUAUUGGUAUAUGAUCUUGCGCCUGUAUAAUUUGAUCCAAUGUCAAAUUGCGAAGUGCCAAAUCCAGUACAGAUUGUACUAGUUUCUUUGCAAAUUAUCAACCUUUUUUCA
Molecule: messenger RNA, 2423 nt
Organism: Theobroma cacao (cacao)
Lineage: Eukaryota; Viridiplantae; Streptophyta; Magnoliopsida; Malvales; Malvaceae
Molecular function (GO): polysaccharide binding
Source: RefSeq, a predicted model, not a curated record